This is a messenger RNA of Homalodisca vitripennis (glassy-winged sharpshooter), 2430 nucleotides long. Its product is annotated as chorion peroxidase-like. NCBI's taxonomy places the organism in Eukaryota, Metazoa, Arthropoda, Insecta, Hemiptera, Cicadellidae. The transcript has 14 exons. The coding region runs from base 1 to 2304 and encodes 767 amino acids. Gene Ontology annotation, molecular function: peroxidase activity; heme binding. Gene Ontology annotation, biological process: response to oxidative stress. The record is from RefSeq and is a predicted model, not a curated record.
AUGGUGUCUGAAAGCUGUAAUACAGGAGAUAGCCAGUCAAAUGUUUCCACAGGUCAAUUGUCCAGCUUUACGUGUCCGCGGGUGCGCCCCUAUACACCGGAGUUUUUCAAUGACAUAACAAACCAGGAGAGUGAUUCAGCUCGUCUCAACGCCCUCUACUCCUCUGCUAUGGCUCCCCGUACAACUACAACUGCUCAGGAAUUCUACAAGGACAGGAAAUCCAACGGGAAGCACCAGUUUAUUAGACAGAGGCAACAAGACAUCGGCGAUGACUGCAUCAAAGAAGCUGUGUGUGAUAAAGGUGCCAAAUUUCGCACUAUUGAUGGAUCCUGCAACAACCUGGAGUUUCCGCAAUGGGGAAUGGCAGGAGUCCCGCUUGUCCGGAUUUUACCUGCUUUCUACUCAGACGGUAAGAAAAUGAUGCGGAAAAGUGUAAAUGGUGACGAUCUACCGAGUGCUAGAAUGCUUCACACCACAUUGCUGACAGCUCCUACCAUCGCCGAUGAUGUAGCCACAUACGCAGUCAUGAGCUGGGGACAGCUGAUCUCCCAUGACACAGCCAGAGUUAUGGAUCAACAACCUAACAAUGGAAUGGCGCAGUGCCUAUGUUGCAGUACUGUAGGCACAGAGCUGCCUCCCUCCAUACGGCCUGGCAACUGUGUGCCAAUAAGCGUUCCUGCUAGUGACCCAUUCUACUCUUCUUUCAGAGUCUCUUGUCUCAACUUCAUGCGAUCAAUGACUACUGAUGAUAAGAACUGUAUCAUCUCACCUGCUCAGUUUAUCUGCAACCAGCUCUGGAUGUCUCUGACUGAGACUGAGAGAAUAAACCUGCUUAUGAUGAGGGGGUAUGGUGACCGUGUACGAUCAUAUGACGAAGUUGUGCAUUUAUUUAAUGACACAUUUCCGGACCGGCCACCAAUAUCAAAGUAUACCGAUGGUGCACCACCUCAUUAUGCUUUACAAGUACGAGCGCUGCUUGACAGAAAGUUUCGCAAUCGUUGGAUAGGACAUGUAACACAUUACGUUGAUGCCUCUUUUCUGUAUGGCUCAGCAAUCAAAGUGGCUCAGCGCCUACGAACUUUCAGUAAAGGAUUACUGAAGUCUCAGCUAGUCAAUGGAUCACAUUACCCACCCAACUUGCGGGAAAAGAGUCGUCACUGUCCCCACAGUGAAGCCUGUUACGAUGCAGGGGAUGACCGAAUUAACCAGAAUCCCAUGCUAGCUGUGCUACAGGUGAUGUUCCUACGCUUUCACAACCAUGUAGCGGAGCAGUUGUUGAAACUGAACGGUCAUUGGUCGGACGAGACAUUGUACCAGGAAAGUCGCAAGAUUGUAGCAGCUGUGGUUCAGCAUAUCACUUACACAGAAUACCUCCCAAUGAUUAUCAGUCCCAAUGUCUUGGAAGAUCUGAAACUCUCUAGCAACCUAGGGCAAGUGCUAAAUCAGUACGACAAGUUUCUAAACCCCGGAACUUUCGUGAGCUUCACUUCUGCAGCCUUUCGAGCUUUUCACUCCAUGAUCCCCCCUGAUAUCCAAUUAUUUAAUGAUAAAAGAUCCUUAGUAAAAGUAUUCAACCUUAGUGAUGUUUUCUUCAAACCAGACACAAUUCAAAAGCCUGGCCUGUUCAACAACUUUGUUAUUGGUCUUACUUUCCAGCCUGCUCUGAAAAUGAAUGAGGCCUUUGCAAGAGAGAUAACAGAGUUGCUGUUCAAGAGCAAGCAGGGUCUGGGUGUUGAUUUAGUCGCAGCAGACAUCAUGCGAGGCAGGGACCAUGGUCUACCAAGAUACAACCAGGUCAGGCUCUCUUGUGGGCUGUCUGUUGCCUCUGACUUUAAUGAUCUCAUGCAGGAUAUGCGUGGAGAGCCCCUGCUGGAGAGGGGCUGGAUAAAUCCAGUGCUCUCCUCCCCAGGUGACUUGAAGUGGAUGAGUUCACUGCCUGUACACUUUGCCCAGAGUGAACAACUUCUUAACAACACGGUUAUUCCAAAUAGUGGAUCAAGGCAUUGGUUGCUCAACAUGAGAGACUACCUCAUUACACCCAGAUUGGUUGAAACCCGGAAAGCAGUGGAAAUAUUGAGUAAGCUAUACAGUUCAGUUGAUGACAUCGACUUGUACCUUGGUGCAGUAUUGGAACAGGCAAUGGAGGGCAGUAUAAUGGGGCCUACCUUGCAGUGUAUAAUUUCUGAACAGUUUCGACGGUGGAAGGAUGGCGACAGAUUCUUCUACACUUUCAAGAACAGUCCUGGUGCCUUCUCUCCUGGUAUUGUUCUUAAACUAUACAAUUUACUUAUAUAUGCCAUAUAAUUGUAUAUAAGUUCUCUAUGGCCAAAUCUAACUAUUAUAUGGUCAUCAUUCUCAAUUUUCAUUUAAAAUCCUCUGUAUCCUUACUGGGUUAUAAAAUAUAUAAUAGCACAAUAUAAGAUUUUUGAA